CAAUUUCACAAUACUUGUUGGACAUAAUUGCAGAGUGUUUGACAUCCCUGUGUUAUUAACAGCUUUGGAGAAAACGUCUAUGUUGGAAAACUUUAUCUCAGUUGGUGUGGCUGGUUUUGUAGACACCCUACCUCUUUUUAAAAGCAAUGUUCAUGAUUUGCCUUCAUAUACACAAGUCAGUGUUUAUGAGUCAUUUUUAAUGAAAGGUACAAUGCUCAUGACUCAUUGGAAGAUGUUAAAGCCUUAAAUGAAAUUUUAAAACUUAUGAGACCAAGUUUAUCUAUAUUGUCAAAUUUUUCAUGCUCACUAGAAUCGGUUCUCACAAUGUUCAAGUUCAAAGCAAAUUCGAAAAUAUUAUUUGAAACACUAAAUCCUCUGUUGGAAACAAAAUCUAUUUCAAAGGGUAUUGCAAAUAAAAUAGCUAACAGUGGUCUUGCUCUAUCACACCUUCAAUUAGCAAUAAAAAGAGAUGGUCAACAGGGAUUGAAUAGUUUGUUAUCUGAGACAUGUGGGGGUUUUAAAGUACGAGUGACAAAGUCAAAGAAAAUUAUUCAGUCUAUAUUUAUGUGCCAAGGAAGUUUGGAGGAAUACAUGUAGUUUUACUUCAUGUAUAUACUUGCGCGAAAGGCUCUUAGCUAGAUAACUGUUUGUAAUUGGAAUGUUAUUUAUUACAAUUGCAUUUAGGUGGAACAGUAGGAUCCAAUUAUUUUCCUAAAGGUUAUAGUGGAUUUAAGAGGGGUGGGUGGAUGAUGUUGGAAUACCUUGUGAACACUAUAUAAUUACUAUAAGACAAAAUGUCCAUGUACAUUAUUCAAUUCUUAUUGGUACUUACAGAAAAAGUGUCUGCUAAAGAUUAUGUUGUAAAAAUCACUAAAAUACUUUUCAUAAGGAUAAAAAAAAAUUGAAUAUAAUAAUUCACACAAGGUUUGAGACAUAACUGUAUUGUACUGCAGUAUAUAUAUAUAUAUAUGACUGGCGUCAUGAGAAAAGGGCCCUUACGGUCAAAAUUUCACAAUUUUAGUUUUUCCUAGAAUUUUAUUAUGUAUCAUUUUCUGUUCACAAAAAUACCAAAUUUAUGCUGAUAUCACGUUAUUUAACGUUUUAAUGACAAUUUUUGGGAUACAUCUGUAAAAAUAUUGGAAACGUCAAAGUAAAAAAAUUGUAACAUCAUACGUCAAAUAUUAUGCUAAUUAUAUUGCGUGUCCAUGAAAUGAAUUCCAAUUACUGUCAUGUAUUCAUUUCAAACACAAAUAUUUGAUCUUAUAUUGUGGGGAAAAAGAAACAUUAUAUAGAAAUGGUAAUAUUUUAAUUUCCAACGACCUGAACACCGGUGAAUUCGCACGGAAAGACGUAGCAUCAAUUUUACCAUUCCAGAUUAAGGUCACAUUUACGCAAUCAUUCUACUUAUGUGUUUAGAACUCACUUUAAACACAAAUAUGCAUAAAUGAAUGAAUAAAUUUAAGGUUAAAUAGUAAAUGAAUAAAUAUAGUUCAGUGACAUUACUUGUCGGCGAUCAUUCAUUCCUCAGGCAGAUCGAGACAGGCGCGGAUCUAAAAAAAAAUUUCAAAGGGGGUGAAGAGGAAAUGCAGGGGCGGAUCCAGGAAUUGCUGUUACGAGGGCACCACUUUAUGAGGCAGGGGGGUUGGGGGCCGCCUUGAGGCCCCCAGUGGGUCCAGGGUGGGGGGCCCAGGGGCGAAGCCCCCGAAAGCUCCUGGAUUUUACAGAUUUUAUAGGACUUAAAAUAUGUCUCCUAUUUAAGUCAUUUUUACUAUUUUCUAUCAUUCUUAAUCAGGUGAAAUUAGUAAAAUGACGCAAAUUUUAAGGGUUUUUGGAAAAAAUUAAGUUCUCCCAAUGAAGUAAUUCAAGAAAGCAAAAAGAUUUUGUCAUUCAUUUCUCCGGGAGUGGAAGAAAUUAUUGCUUCUUUUAUCGUUUAGUACAUUUGUCUAAACAAGAUAUCACGAUUUACCUUAAAUUUGAAAAUUUUAGGAGGGAGGGGGGGGGGGGGCGGCUGCGCCCCCCUUAAAUCCGCCACUGAAAUGAGAGUUGCUAUAACGUACGUUAAUAUAAUUAAACGACAACUUAACAGGGAUGCUAUCAAUUUGUAUUUCUUAAUUCAAAUUUGGAUUAAUGUUAUUGUAUAAUUAUCAGACGUAGAUCUGUCACUCUUGAUUUUAAAACGAAUCCUGUUUUAAAAUGCAUUCCGAUUUACUCCCAGUAAUUCGGUUUUUUUUUUUAAAUAAAAUGAAAUAUUACAGAUACAAACUAUAUAAAAAAUAAAUAACUCUAUAGUCAUUCUCUCCUCCCCCUCUCUCUCUAUCUCUCUCAUUCUCUCUCUCUUUAAUUUAGCGAAUCCAAAGGGGGGGUGCAAUCCCCGUAACCCCCCCCCCCCCCUCUAGACCCGCCACUGCGAGACACGGUACAUCUUUGACUGAGUCUUUUACAAACGAUCUUGCCUGACGGUACAUGUAUUUUUGUCUUAUGAAUUUGAUUCAUGAUAAUAUAAGUUCAUUUUGUAUUUAAUCAGAUAUAAAGUUAUCUCACCUUUAGCUAAAACCCGCGGUAGUCUCCUGUUAAAUAUAUCAACAGCUCUGUUUCGACACAAUGUAAUUAGCUUUUCGUCAUACACCGGAAAGAAAGUGAAAAUUUCGAAAUAGCACACUUUGAAAUACCCGACAGAUUACAAAAAUUUGUGUAUUCCAGUUCCACUACAGCAACGUUUUGUGAGCGAUGACUACGCGCGUGCAUUUCACUUUACACUGUUCUUACCAGGUUUGAAAGAAAACCACAAUCUAAUUAAAAUCAGACUUCUUAGAUCCGCGCCGUAUACGCUGCGUAUUGUAGCGAUAUUGUGAGCGUAUUGUAGGAUCUGAUUUUAAUUAGAUUGAAGAAAACCAUUGUUUAUCGCAAAUGUAAACUAUAUUUUAACCAAAAUAAAGCAUUAAAACUACUGUCGUUGAGAGAUACCAAUAAAUGUACGAGAAUCCAGUAUCUGCUAGAUUUUUUAUGUGGUCAGGCAGAUGAAAUCUUUAUAUGGUCCGACCAAAAUGCACCAGCAUAACGUAGCGAUUUUUAUUCUGAUCUAAGAAAAUAAAAGAAUCAGACUUGAUACAAAAGAGCGCUAUCCAACACAAAAUGUAUUUAUCAAUUAAUUACAGAGAAAGUAUAUACAUGUAUUAUUUAACCUGCACAACUAUCGCGAAUGGAUAUGACAUCUGUAUGAUGUACCAUGAAUAAAACAGUGUUAGGGCGAUGGGACGGCAUUUGAACCACCAACGCCGAUCUUAUAGUCUUCAUGAAUAAGGUAGUGAUUUUACUAUUUUUACUGCCCCUUCCAUAAAUGCCCCGAAAAGGUGAAUUUUUCUUGGUGUUGUGAACUAGAGGGUCCCUCUUAUCUAGAAUUUUGGGGAGAAAUUCAAGGUUUAAUGAACCCGAGACAGUUGUUUUGAGCAAGAGGCAUCGGAGGGCGCGCACGUAUACGUGCUAUUAUUCUCUCUAGUGAGGUUUACACAUUCAUAGUAAACUGCGUGUCGAGAUGCAGAAAUAUUUCAAUAUUUAGAACUUCAUAACCAUGGAAUUAUAUCUUAAAUUGAAAACAAAAAUGUAUUCCGUUAUUUUGCAAUAGAUCGUUUGUAAUACUUAGAAACUGUUUUCCCAAAGUUAAAAAUAAAAUCAUGUGAAUGAAAAAAAUCAAACUGAAAUACAGCAGUCACAUAUGAUGUGGUAAUUUGAAUGUUUUUUGAAGCGCGUGAAGUUUUUACUUUUGUAUAUGACUGUACCUUGAGAAAUUUCGUUUCUCCUCCUUUGAGACAGUGACCAACACGCGGCAUCGAGUAAAAUUUACAUUUUAGACACACAUUAGAUCUGAGACGGGCGAUUUUAAUGUAAGGAAAACAUAAAUUGUUGACAGCCCCACCUUACUAUUUGUUGUUUUGUUUGCAUCAUAAUUUGCACUAAAGAUAUAGAUGCAAUGUUUCACAAUAUGGCAGCGUAACCACCGGACAUGUAGUAAUAAAAUGAAAUACAUGUAGCGGUUGUGUAUGAAUAUUCGCUGUUCACGCGUCGCAUUUAUUCAGUUUGUGUGCGUGAAAUAGUAAAAGUUUACAUAGACAUGCAUGUACCGGGGCAUCUGCAAGUAUUUGACAUUGGGGAGGCGAAAUGGAUCGAAAACUAGCAUGUUUUGGCUUAAAUUCAGAAUCCCACCUGAAUUUUGAUAUAAUUCUUUUCCUAUUUUGUCAAUAUCUUCAGGACACCAUAGCAACUGUAAAAAGAGAUCAUUUAAAUAAAUAUUCUUUUUAAAAUUUGUAGAACUUUACCAAUAAACAUGAAUUUAGCUACAGUUCCGCCUCUAACAUGAAUUAUGACAGAUCUACCAUUGCUCCCUCACAGACAGAAUUGUAUCUUGUGAAAAAUCAUAUCAUUUUCGACGAUGCUGGCAAAAGAAGUGCAUGAGAUUUGUGCUGUAUAUUUGACAUAGGGUACUGCAGGGAGUGGCAAUCCGUAUUCACUGUAUUGGAAAAUCACGUACGGAAACGAAAGGGUGAGUCCAUUGUUGCCAUGUGACUUGGAAGUUCAUUCUUCACAUGCUUCAUACAAGUAUCAUGCACAACGAAAUAAUCUUAUACAUAAUGCUAGUACUCUUACAAGUACAAUAUGCAAGAGCCUUAUGCAUUGAUAGGUUGUCCCCCUUGUUUUCAGAACGUUCAUUUUCCGCUAUUUUUACAUGCAUAGUUAUUUUUACAUUAAAGAAGAUCUAUUUAGUGACUUCCCCUUUACCCCCGGGAUUGUGACCUUUGGACAAAAUAACACAUCUAUCGGAGGCUUGUUUUGGGUUGUCGAUAAUAUUAGCCAACUUCUCCGUAACCCCCCCCCCCCCCCCCUUACUUUGUACUACGUGACUCGUAAGCACUUUUUCUUAAUUUUUCUUAUUAUAAGCUGAAAUCAAAUUAUUUGAUAUUCGUUAUGGUUAAAUGUAAUAUAUAUAGAUACUAUUUACUACUUUAAAUGGCGAUAUUAAGUUGUGUUUAAUCAUCUAAAGUACAUACAAUAGUACACCUUUUGGGCCCUAGACAUAAAACUUCCAUUAAAUAAUUAGUAAUUGUAUUAUCAUUAUUUGACCUGAAAUGUUUGUCUCAAUUUGAAUUACAAUGGUGGAUUAUCAGAAAUCUAAUUUUACAGCUCCAUAUAACAUAUCAGUAUGUUUGGAAAAUAGAUCGAUUCCUUCGAUUAGUUUUUACGUGUAUGUACGGUACAAGUAUACAGGACUGUACAUAGAUCUGUAAAUGUGAGAUAAAUCAAAUACUGUAUGGAUAUAAAUACAUGUAUAUAUUUAAUCUAAAAUUAAAGGUGCAUCAAAACUAGGAACAAUAUGUACUACGAUAAUUAACAGAAGGUUGACAAAACACGGACAGUCACAGAUGCACGGAAAUAGAUAAAAAUAGUACAAAUCACGGAUUCAUUUUGCACAGAUGAUAAAAUUUUCCGUGUAUUUUUUGAAAUAUAGAAUAUGCUAUUGAUUUGUGGCUUCGAACGUGCAAAAUGAAUCCGUGAUUUGUACAAUUUUUUCUAUUUCCGUGCGUCCGUGACUUGUCCGUGUUUUGUAACUGGCGUAAUUAACAAAUAUCGGUACGACUCAGCAUAUUAACAAAGCGUGGUGUAUAACAUUUUUAUUUGGAAACCCGUACGUAUUUACUAGACUGCAUAUGUAUUAACAAACACAAGUAUUUGUACCUGUUCAGUACAAUUAAUGGCACGUAAUAUCUAACUAGAAUUCUUCUCGGACAUAUACAGAGUCUAUGUUGGAACUGCCAUGUGAUUAUUUAUAUAAUUAAUGCAUCCAGAAUGUAAGCAAAUGCAACCAACAAACAUUUUUUUUUUACGUUGCCGCGAUUUUGACGUUUCAAGUUCACGAACUUUGACGUCGUUUUCUGUGAAUUGUGACGUCGAAAGAUAAGGGCCCUUUUCUCAUGACGCCAGUCAUAUAUAGUGUAUAUAUAAAAAGUGUGUUUCUUUGUAUAUAUCUAAUGUAGAUUUUUCAUAAUGAAAGCCUAGUAGUGUGUAAUGGAAUUUUGCAAAUUAUUUUACUAGGAGAGGGCUAUCUAAGUUUUUGAACUUGUGCCUAAUCCUUUUGUUGGUUUAUGUAAACGAAAUAUGUUUUAUUCAAUUCAUUUCUGAUAUAAAACAAAUUCCUUUUAAUUCUAGAAAUAAUACAUAUUGAGAGUAGUAUAUAUUGCCACAAUAUGUAAGGAAUAAAAUACUGCAAAUAUGUGUAUUUUGCAGGUUCUAAUUGAUAAUUUGUUUGAUAUUUUACUUUUAAAACAAUCAGGGCUGUGUAAAAAACUGAAGAAUAUAAUCAAACUAAACUUUUUAUAUUUUAUUUGAUUAUAUUGAUAUUAUUGUAAUAUAACAAGUGUGUGAAUUAAGAUCAAAUCAAGUAUUUUUCCAAGCUAUACUGAUUAAUUAUGAUAUUGCAAGCAUUUAUCAUGGUAGUUUAUGCUCAAAAUGCAAUUUUCCUGGAAAACAGAGGAAAUUCGAGUGCUAUUUUUUACAAUUGUGUUUGUGUUAUCUGGAAAAAAAAAUAUAAAAAAAUUUGCAUAUCAAUUGUUAGUAACCACAUAUUAAAAUGUUAAUAUCUUAAUAUGUAACUUUUGUCUUUUUAAUGGGGGAAAUAAGCAUAACCUGUCUGUAGUAGUUAAAAUUUGUGAAAUUUUCAAUGACCUUUAGUUGAUCAUAUCUUUUUAUCCAACUCAUUGACAUAACAAUAUUUUCCGUUAUUCCUGUAGCUAGGGAUACCAUCUUUAACUCAUAGUAAAAUUAAUAAAAUUUAAUUACAUUUAGUUAGUGUUUUUUACCAUUUUCAUUGAAAAGUAUAUCCUCAAAAACACAUUUUUUAGAGGCGCUGAGGAAAUUCGGACUGAAUUUUGGGUAAUUUGUGUUUGUGUUACAUGAAAAAAAAUUUCACAUCAUAGUGUCUGCACAUAAACUGUUUGUAUGAUGGUCAUUAAAUAUAUCUAUAUUAUGACCUGUUUGUUUUUUGUACACAUCUUUGGAUCUACCACUGCAAAAAUUUGACGUCAUGCGUUUUUUUUCAACAUUGUUAGGUUCAGGGGUUGUUUCCAUGGAAACGAACUCAUUGACAUAUAUAAAAAUUGUCAUUUUUCAAACGAGAGAGACCUCCUUUCCAUGAUAAAAUGAUUUUUUGAAAAAUCUAAUUACUUUCAUCUCAGCAUCAUAUCCCCUUAAUAUCUACUUUCAAUAAAAUAUCUAAGUAUGAAGCAGGAGUGGACGACGCUGUGGUGUCCUUUAAUUCGAGUUCAUUGGGAUAUAUUGAAUCGACAUAUGGAUGAAAAUUAUCAUUGUUAAUAAAUAAUACGUCGUCGAUAUAUCUAAACAUCGAAUUGAAGGCCACAGCAAGAGAUAUUUUCUUUUCACGUAGAAAUUUUUGACUAAAGUCUACUUCAUAGGAAUACAAAAACAGGCCAGCUAACAAAUGAACACAAUUCGUGCCCAUGGGAAUUCAAACAGACUGUUGGAAGACCUGAUUACCAAAGACCACGAAGAUAUUAUCAAUUAGGAACUCCAGCUUAUAUUUUUAUUUCAACUUCAGAGUACUUGUGCGUGGAAUCAGAGUGGCGUUUGAAAAAGUAAUUUUUUGAAUGACUGAUCACUAGAUAGGGAUAUUUGCGUCUUUAACAAUAUAUCAGAGGACUGAUGAGAAGUUAAAUAUGGGACAGAGCAUAUCUCAGAAGCAUUACUGUCAUAUAUAUCUUUCAUGUACAUUUCCAACUCUCCCUACCCUCUACUGGCAAUCCACUAGCCCAACUCCCCAGAUAUAGUUUUCUUUUAUAAACCGGGAUGGGUUGUUUUUUUCAAGCAUCUGCAUGUGCUUGGUAAAUCUUAAGAUUAUAAAAGUAAUUGAAAUUUUGACUUAAGUCUAUCAUCAGUUUAUGAUCUUGAAGCCUUUUCCAAUCAGAAGGUGUCCAGGGAUUUACCCUGGAUUGUAUUCCAUAUACCUGUCAGCUCGAGACAUUUGAUUGCGUCGAGAUUCCUUGUUAUCUAGAGUUCUCAUUAUCCAGUUACUGAUUAAAUACAAUAGAACAUGAUGUGGUAUUCUACGUGUUGUAUAAGGAGGAUAAAAUAAGGAGUCAAUUAUUAAUUAAACUAACGUCUUUAACAGGAAUUAUGAACAAUGUGUGCGGAUAAACAAUGCAUUGUGGUGCGACGUAGCAAUAUGUAAGGCUUGGUGUGGUGCUGGAAUUUAGGAUAGAACUCGGUACUUUUCAGUUACCAAGUCUUAACCACUAGGAUAUCCCCCUCCCCCGAAAGUGCGAAAAUGAAUAUCAUUUAAUAACUUUCAAAGUGAUGACUUAACAAGGAUGCUGAUUGGUUGAAAAAUUCGUUUGAUUUCUCUGUCAAAAUUUCGUUCGGAGUUCAUCUGCACUAACCACGCGGGACUACUUUUCUCUGACAUGCGUCUUCCCCGUUCUUAUUUUAGCGCUAUUUAUAGAACGGGAUUUUCUACACAAACAUUAUAUAUAACGACAUGCAUUCAUUUGAUUUUUGUUUUUCAUUGCUAUCAAAAAUAAGCACCACUAAAGAUAUGAAUAAAAUACAAAUUAAUUUAAAGAAACAACAUACAUAGACGAUGACGUGGCAGAAUAGUCAACUUGAUGACGUAGACCACUUAUUGGUAGAAGUAGACAUAUUACAAGAGUUCCGGGUAUCAAUCGUCUGCUUCACGAGAUCGAUAACAUGACGGAGCAAGUGGCGACUUCUGAUCUGGUAAAUAUUAAUGAAAUUGAACUGCAUUAUAUGAGGCUCAGUCAACGAGUGAGCUUUACAUGUAGAUGAAAUGGUGUUGAACUUUUUACUCCAUAUUGAAAUGGAGUUGAGUUGCAUUCCAUCUUUCCAACGACACAACCAGUGUUCAACGUCUCCUCCAACGAAAUGCAGCAUAAAUCCAGUCACCACUUGUUAUCUUCCUUUAUAUUUAAUUCAGCUUUUAACCAUUGCACCUUUAAUUUGGCGUAUAAUCGAUUUAAAUCUGCACAGUAACUGUUCCUGACCUGAACGCACAGCCAUGCCGCGCCGUCUUGUUGUUGUUUUCAUUCUUAUAUGUAUUACUACGCACCAUUUCAAAAACGUUAAUUCAAGCUUUUUGAUGGGAGAAACUAUUUGUUUUUCUAUCUUAAAAACAUAAUUAAAUGAUAAGAAAUAAAACUUAGUUUCAUUUCUUAAAUCAGAAUGAGACGAAAGUUCACCUCCUCAGCCUCAUCUGGGUUACGAAUACUAGUCAAGUAUUUCCGCUUGUCUCAACGGUCACACCGUUCAAUGUACAUAUUAGAUACCGACUUUAUGUAUAAAAAAAAAAUAAAGUAUGUUUGAAGUUACAAAUUAAUAGAUUAUAUUAAGAAAAUGCACGGAAAUUUUCAUCAUCCGUGCAAAAUAAAUUUGUGAUUUGUACUAUUUUUUUUCAUUUCUGCGCAUCAGUGACAGUCCGUAUUUUGUCAACUUCCCAAUACAUACUUUACGUGGCUGUGUUUCUUGUGGGGUUCUUUUUUCGUGUUUUUUUUCACUAAAUUGUUUUUGCCUUUUGUUGAAGCUCUAUCUUUUUUUUUCCCCCGUUUCCGUGGAUUACUUCAAGGCCUAAUUAUGCAAUCGUUCAAAAAUAAAUCAAAACAUGCAUUUUACACAUACGGUGAAGUAUUCUGUGAAUGUAAACGCACAGUCAACACAUUGUACCUUGCUACUGUAUAUAUAAUGUUUACAAAUAGGCUCGGAAAUUAAAUGUACAUAUACUUUCCUUGUCAAGUAUAUACGAGGGGGUUCAGGCCUAUAGAGCAAUAGCUGUAUUGUGAAGGACCUUUACGUAAGUAUGUGGAUAUCAAAGUACCAAGUGGAUUUCCUGCAAUUGAGGAUUGCCGGAAAAUGAAAUCAUUUCAUUCACUAUUUAGCUCUACAGAGUCACCACCUCGUCAGAGUUGACUACGAAAUAUGCGAGGAUGGAGCCUACAAUGAAUCACUCUUUGAGCAACACGACGAGAUCUGUGUUGACCAUUGAACAAUAUGAAUUUCAGGAAUUUCUCCAAGACGAUAUCGCUGUGGUGGUUUAUCUUAUCCUUCUGUGUUUUGUCGGAACUAUAGGGAAUGGACACGCUUUUAUAGUGUACCACGUGAGAUAUAAACCUUCUAAUCACCGGACUUUUGUUGUCUGGUUAGCCGCCAUUGACUUCGUGGCUUGUACCGUCAGUGCGCCGUUUGAAAUCGUGGAUAUUCGUCAUGGCUACACGUUUGACUCCGGUGCUGCCUGCAAGUGUUUCCGAUUCGUAAAUCACGUGGUCAGCAUAGCAUCGGGUCUUAUGCUGGGUGUAAUUGCCAUUGAGAGAUAUCGCAAAGCCUGCUGUCCUUUCGGAAGACAGAUUUCCGAGAAAGAAGCAGCAGUCUCGUGCAUGGUUACUGUGGGUGUGUCUUUUCUGGUGGCAACUCCUUCUUUUUAUCUGUAUGACGCAGCAGAAAAACUAACGGACAUUCAGGGAUUGUCUGGCACAGAUUGUACUACGGGACUCAGCAAGGGACAACAAUCCUUUUUCCGGAUAUAUUCUAUCUUACUGUUACUGAUGACUACAAUCAUAUUCAUAAUUUGUAUCGUGGCUUACUCUUUUGUCGGCAAAAGUCUGUACAAACAAAUGACAUUCCGACAAUCCGCGCAGCUAAAAAAUGUCCAAAAAACUAUAAGUGGAAACUCUGUUAGCAGCGAUAACAAAAUGAGUGUCACGUCUGUGCGGAUGAAAAUGAUGGCUGAAAAGUCGGAAGGGAGCAGUUGUCAGCAUAUCCAUGACGAGGAAUCUAGCGUAUAUUCUGACAAAAACAAAGUCAUGUUGCACCCACCUGGCAGACCUACAACUUUACCUAUGAUCAAAGGCAAAAAAAGAUUAGAUCGAACUCGGAGGAUCACGUUGAUGUUUUUGAUCGCCACAGCCGUGUCGUAUGUCGGAUACCUACCGAAUCUCAUCAUUCUUGUCAUACGGGCUGUGCGUCCUUCGGCAUAUCAAAAUUUGGCUCGCAGUCUCGGAAUGUUCACUUCCGUUCUCCUGCGUGGGUACUUCCUCAGUAAUGUGACAAAUCCGUUAGUGUAUUGUUUUGUGGAUGACAGAUUUCGUCAGGAGUGCGGUUUGUUGUACAGUAAAGUAUUCAGACUUCCUGCCCGGCGGAAAUCGCUGUAGAAAUUGUUAUAGAUGUAAUGAUUGUUAUUCAAUCACUCAUAUACAUACUCCUUAUUUUCAUGAACUCAUGAUAAGGAUCUAUUCAGAAAUGUUAUAUUCAUACUAUGGGAAUGAAAAUGUAGCUACAGUACACGACACGAGUUUUAUGCGUGUUCCACGCAACGCGGUGGAACAAAUUUGCCCCAAACACGGUGGACCUUUAAAAUUGUCGGCACCUUUGAAGUCCUAUUUUUCCGCGCGAGCUAGACAUUGAAGUCCACGGAGGAUCUCCGUGGAUGUCACCUGUACCUCCGUCGAUGCCACCGUGUACCUCCGUGUGAUAAAACAAAGAAAUAAUUUCCGAAAUGAUUCACCCCAAAGACCUUUUCGCUUAGCCAGCAAGCAAGCCCCCACCCCAUUACUUAUUUAGAAAUUAGCUAUCAAUCAUUCAAUUCUUGUAAUUGUUGUUUAAUGAUACGUUGGUGUUUUCGGUACAUAUCCGAUUGUAGACUUCCCUGCAGACGUUCACACCUUUUUAUGAAACGCCCAAAUUCUCGACAUCCUGUAAAUAAACACCUGUGUUAUUCCUACCACUCGUCGGUAUAUUGUUUCACGGCACGUGCAGCACAAUUUCACUAAAUAAAAGAAGGGUCGUGAACAACGACAAUCACAUGCCAGUAAUUUCAAUUUGAUAAAUAGCAGUUCAAAGAAAUAUGUACCAUAAGCAAUGGUUUAUUUUUACGUAAAGUUUUCAUUGUAAUUAGGAAUAUGUGAUUAAGGUCAGCUAUAUACAUGUACAUGUUUACAUUGGAGAUGAAUUUCAUUAUGUACUCAACUGUGAAGCAAUGUGAGCAAAGAAUAAAAUUUUUAUCACCUAAACAAAUAAAAAUUAAGAAUAUCUUUACUUUUAAACAAACCUUUAGAAAACUCCGUACUUUCAUUAAGAAAAUAAUAAAAUAAGAUGUGCUCCCCUACCUAGAAUGCCCAUACUUCACAUUAAUAAUAACACGGUUUUUUAAGGGUUUUUUUCUAACUUGAAAAAUACUUUAUUUCACGCAUGUAUUAUUUACUAAAUGUAUAUAUAACAGCUUUUUGUCUUUAUAUUUUUGUAUACCAUUGCAUAAUGGUGAUGAGAUCCAAUAAAUUGAGUUGAGUACAAUCCAUGAAGUCUUGAAAUAUCACAAAGUAUAGAGUUGACACACAGGCACUCGACGUUUUAAAUAUCUAUAAUAAAAAAAUUUGUCUUCCUGUAAACAUAAUAUUGACCUUGUCAAUAUUAUGUUUACAGGAAGACAUUUUUUUUUUAAUAUAGAUAUUUAAAACGUCGAGUGCCUGUGAGUUAUUAUAGAUAUUUAAAACGUCGAGUGCCUGUGAGUUGACAACCAUUAAAAUAAAAAUGCAGACCUUUUCUCGUUUAUUUAGUAACUCAAUAACUUGCGGGUCUUCUGAAUGAAAGUUGUAAAACAAACGUACUAGGUUUUGGUCAGUUAUAACAUAAUACGGGGGUAAAAUUCAUCUAAUCUCCGCUAGCAAUGGGUUUUGAGUCAACUGUGCCUUCGUGGACGAAUAAUCUCGGCUAGCGAAGAUUGGGGGGGGGGGGGGGGGGGGGGAGCCUAGAUAGUCCGCUUGCAUUAACAUGUAUUAUGAAGGUGAAAUCGAAGAAUUAUCCAGUAAAUCCAAUGAUGUUGCAGUAAAAAAAAACAUGUAUUUAUUUUAUUUUUGACUGAGAGGGAGAUAGACAGCUAAGCACGUAACAUCGUUUUGGAAGGGGGGGGGGGGGGGGGGGGUCUCAUUCAUUAGUCCUAACCCGGACCAGCCGAAAAAUUUAACAUGUAAAGAAAACAAAAUGGGAAAUAAAAAACAAUAUCAGAAUGAAAGGGAAUGGAUAAUUAAUCAGAAAGAAAUUGUACUUUCAAGAUUUAUAUUGAACGUAUUAAACUUCCCGUAUCUGCAUACAAUCAUAAAUAUUAUAAUCAAUGAUUGCCAAUGCCCGCGCUCUCUCUCUCUCUCUCUCUCUCUCUCUCUCUCUCUCUGUGUGUGUGUGUGUGUGUGUGUGUGUUGCUUUCAUUAUCUAAUACAUCUAAAGAUUAAAUUAAAGAUUUUAAUAAUCGAUAGCGUAUAUGAAUAACAGCAAAUAAUUGGUAAGUCAUUUCUGUUUAUGUUGAUAUUAGUCUUUUUCAUGAACUACAUGUAGUUGCAGAUUUACAUCCUUAAAUAUUGAUUACAAGCACGUAGAAUCGGAGAGGGUGUAAUUUGAAAACUUGAAAGUUAAGGAUUUAGCCUUGUAGUUUGUAGCGACCUACCCACUGCACGAUUUAAGAAAUUGAAGUCGGAAGGGGGAAUUGAGACAGUUUCAGUCAACUAACACCCCCCCCCCCCCCCCCCACACACACACACACACACACACUCCCAAUUUAAGGUUUUCGUAAUCGGACAAUUUAAGCACCAUUUUUGUUGUUAUUUUAUUGCUUGUCAAGAAAUUUACACAACUUAACCGGCAACAUACCCCUACUGAUACAUUGAAAAAUAUAAGUAAUGUUAACACGGGGCUCUAUAAAGUUUAAUCUGCAGUUUGGUCAUACUUCGUCAUUCAAUAACUUAUUCAAAAUAAAAAAAAAAAUGUUUGUCGGGUUUGCGGUACUAUGAUGUAUGACUAUAACAAUGACCUGUGUAUAACUUGUACAUUCCAUGCAAAUUCGAAGGGGUUUUCGCCUCAGUAGAACAAUGGGGGUCAGCUAAUCCGUGUAUUUGAAAUCAACAGAAGAGCUUGCGGAAAGUGUGAAAUAUAUUGGGUCGGCGCAAGAUACCCGUGAUCUUAGACUAGAUCUGAUAUCGCGCCGACCCAAUAUAUUUCACAUUUUUCAUAAGAAGUCAAAACCCAAACUAGCUAACCGUAAUUUAGUUACACUGUGACAAAGACCCUAGGAAUUUGCAUGGUAUAUACUUAUUAUACAAAAAUCAUUGAAUUAUCCAGACACUCCCGAUGAACAUUUUUUUUAAUGAAAACCUCUUAUCAAAGUACAUCGAACAUAAGUCUCGGUCAAAUGCAAUUAACUCGGGAUUUUAAAAAUAAAUCAUUCGAUGGUUUGUAUUUUUACUUCUAUUAAUUACGUAAUAAAUUAAUUCCAAUUUGUUAAUCAUCGACAAUGCUCUAAUUUCUAUAUUGGAUCAAGUUAUAUUUGUCAAGAUGCAUAUUAACACAAUAUGAUGGAAAUAAUUAUGUUAAACAGCGCAUUUGUCAGAGAGAGAGAGAGAGAGAGCACAUCGGUAAUUAUUAAAUAUCCCUAUCACAUGUUGUACAUGUAUGUUUUUCAUUUAUUGAAUAUACUAAUUCGCAUUCAAAACAGGAAUUGCCUGCAAGUACGCAUUAUUUAAACAUAGAAUUUAAGAAUAUUUUAAUGAAGAAAGAAAACUAUUAAAGAAAAAAAUUCAAAACCAGGUUUUCUUAAAAACAUAAUAUAUAGUGUUUGGUAUCGUUAGAAUUGGCUCAAAAUGCUGAAAAACAAUAUAAGUAUCAGGAGGGAAAAUAAUGACAUUUUUUUCUUUUCUUAAAAUUCCACCCUUAUCUUGAUUAUUUGGCCUGCGGCACAUUUUCACAUCUCCCACAAGGCCCGUGGCUAGAACAAAGCUUUUAGCAGCUGUGUGUAUUCGCAAAUAACACACACCGUGGAACACGGAGGACACGGUGUAUCUCCGUGGAUUUUCCACCGUGGUCUUUCCACGGUGGGGUGUAUAAAACUCGUGUCGUGUACUGUAUUUACAGAAAAGAGAUGUGCACUUAUUUCCUGUGAGCUGCGAUUUAAAAUAAAGUGGGAAAAAACAAGAGGAAAAGGUGCAUUCUGUUAUGUCAUUGUAGUAUGUUUAUAAGUACAUUUUAUACGUACAUUUUAUACAUACAUAUUAUGCGUACAUUUUAUACGUACAGUUUAUACGUGCACUAUACACUUGUGUACUAAAUUACGAAUGUAGAAAUUAUCUGUUCUGAAAUUUUUAAUGAAAUCAUUGUUGUGGCGUACAUACUUUGUGCUUCCUUGACAUUUUCAUGUUGUUUAAUAUCGAGGUAACUCACGAAGUUCCAUCGUAUAAAGAUAUACCCGGUAUGUCCAUUCUAUAAAAAACUGGACAUUUUUAUUUUAUGGAGGAAGGAUCGGAUAAUAUGGUACAGAUUUGUCCUAUAUGGUUUUUUCCACAGGUUCCACACGUCAAUAAUUUAAUUUCACUUGUAACACGAAAUUUGAUUGGCUGUAUACAGUUGAAAGUUCCCGUAGUUUAAUUUUAGUCAAUUUCAAUGCAGACUAAAAAUCAUGAAAUCAAAGUUUCGGUGAAUAUACUUUAGCCAUAUGAAAAUUAUAAUGGACGUAAAUUUGAAAGCAGAUAAGAACUGGAUUAUCUCAUUAAAACAAUGAUAAUUUCACUAUGGUGUUUGUCUAAAAAUGUAAAGCAAGCUUAUUCAAAUCUAUAAAUAUUACACAUUGAUUGAUAUAUGUAUCAUGCUUGUCAAUUUACCAUAGUAAAUAUAUGGUUUUGUGGAACUGUACUAGGUCCAAGAAAUGCCACUCUCUCGAACGUUAUAGGCCCAUUGUACAUGUAACAUAUAAAGGAUGUUCAGAAACGUUUCUUUCAUAUAAUCAAAGUACUGAGAAGCUGUAGGCUUGGUUUGUAAUGAUGCUGUAUGGAUAUACAAGUUACAAUAGUACUACUAGCAUAUGAAAACAAAAUUUUCAUUUAUUUGCUCUAAUUGCUGAGUAAAGGAAAGAAUAAGAUAUUGGAACACCUUUCUAAGUAAUUAUAAAUUCAUACUAUUUUAAUAUUCAAGACGGGGAUUUCUUUCCUUGUGAAAUAUUUUUCAUGAAAUGGUAGAAUGAAAAUAUUUUAUAGCAAUUCAUCUUAUUGUUCGAUUUAAUUCGAUCCUUUAUUGUAAGAAUGACUUAUAAUGAAAGGUGAAGAUAACGAACAGUGAUCAAUCUCAUAACUCUUAUAAGGCAAUACAAAAUAGAGAGUUGGGCAAACACGGACCCCUGGACAUACCAGAGGUGGGGUCAGGUAAUGUAAUGGGAUUUUUAAAUUAAUGAAAUGGCCGCAUUUUGCAGUGAUCGAUAUACACUGUACAUAGUAUGCAUGACACGUUUGUUGGAAUAAAUUACAAACUCGUUUUAAUAUGUGAAAAAUACAUCUUUACAUUAAAUUACACUUAAGAAGAAUAAUACUUAGGUUUUCCUCAUCACAACACUAACCCACUCGCAGAAAAUCAAAACCCAAUCAGUGUAAUGAUAGUACCAGCUAUAAGUGUAAUGAUAGUACCAGCUAUAAGGACAAAGUAACAAAACAAUAUUCUAAGUGUAUUUCUCAAUAAUCUCAUGAGUGUUCUCAAGUUAUUCCAAAAGAAUUCUCAUUCAUCUGAUGAAAUGUUAGAAACAGGUUUCAUAUCUCAAUCAAAUAUAAUUGUAUUUCUCGACAACCUCAAUAAUGUUCUUAAAAAAAACAGAAAACAAUUCUGACAUAUAUGCCCCAUGAAUGCAGCAUUCCAAUGUUCUCAAGCGAUUCCAAUGGUAUUCUUAUUUGCCCGAUGAAAUCUCAGAAACAUAUCUCAUUAUCUCAAUCAAAUCUAAAUGUAUAAUCUUAAUAUAUCUCACAUUCUAAAGAAAUGUUAAAUCGAAUUAAUCCCACCUCGAUUUUUACAUAAUGUAUCUUGUUUUAAAACUGUUUAUAAUUUUCAAUCUACUUGUAUCAUACUUCUUAAACAUGUGAAAGUACAUUUCCUUUUCUCAAACACUUUCUUAAUUAGGCCUAUAACUGGUAUUAUAAAUGUAUUCAAUUCAUGAUGCCCUUCUCGCAUCCACUGUACUUUAUGAAUAUCUAUAUAUGUUGUACGAUAUUAUGUAACAAUAACGCCUUCUUUAUAUGAAAUAAAAAUAGGUAUUUGAGGUGUCCUGAUCCUAGAUUAAAACGAUACACAAGUGUACGCGGAUAUAGUCAAUAUGUCACUCGAUAAUAAUAAUAAAAAAAGAAGAUUUAGAUCUAUAUAAUUUUGAUGCUUUUCAAAUAAUUACAAAACAAUAUUGUGAUGAUCAUUAAUUUUUAUAUAACCUUAAUUUUUCUCAAUUUACUAGACCAACGAAGAAAUAUCUACAUUAUAUAUUGGUCUUGAAAGUUAAUUGUAAUAACGCUAUGAUUAAAAGUUAGGGUCUAAAUAUGUUUGCUUAGUAUUAUAGUAUCACACCAGUAAAUUUAAUUGUACCAGAACAUACUUUGAACGAACGUUUAAUACAAAACAACGUUCACAGUCCUCAUCACUUUUUUCAUUUUAUACAAGGCCAAAAAUAAAAUUUAAUUUGUUUGAUGUACUCCGACCGACCCGUCAAAUUUGCUCCUACCCGAUCAUUUUUUUCAUCAAUUUUAAAUUUCAUUUUUUUUGUUUUGAUUCCCUUGAAAAAUAGAAAAUUCUCCUUACUUUAAAACUAAAUAUUAAAUCAUUUCAUAACAUUAAAAAACAAACAAAAACACCUACCUACCGACCCACCUUGAAAAAUGUGAGUCGGAGUACAUCAAACAAAAAUAUUUUUAAUGAUGGCCCAAUGAAUACAUGCACAGUGUACAUGUAUAUGUUGCUAAGAUAUUUUUCUUUCUUAAAUCGGGCAAAUACAUUAAUUUGAUCAAAAUCAAAAUUGGGAAUUUCUUUACAAGCGGUAAAAUAUGCUCUUAAAAUAUUCUGCCCCAUAAAUUGAUUGUUUGUAUAAAAGUGUACAAAGUGUUUCACAAUAAUCUUGUAAUUGCGGCAUUAUGCCAGCACCUACUACAUUGUAUGGACAGAAAAUGGAAAGAAUUCCUCUCUCUCUUAAAUACAUAUCGUUUGAAUUAUUGAUAUUAUAAAACAAGUGUAUGUGCACUUAUACCAAUCCCUCUCUAUUAUCAUAAGUUAUCAAAUGGCGAUCAAAUUUGACAAAAAAGGAAAGAGAGCAAAUACAACAGCUGACGAACAGAAAAGGGAGUUUCACUGGAAUAAUCACAAUUGUGAACUUAUAUUUUCAAUGUUGUUUUCAGAGGAAUGAUGAUCUCUUAUCAAUUGGUUAGCUUAAAUAUGUUUCUAUAGAUGCCUACCAUGGAAAUAGUAAAAGAAUUUGAAAGGUUAUUUCUUUUUUUAGUAUUUUUCUUCAUUUUCACAUUUUUUUUCCAUUUGUGAAUCAACAUACUGUCACAAUCGGCGGGGUGUCAGAAAAUGGAAAAUCCGGGGAAAUGGGUGGUACCCACAAGUGCUUGCUUUUAUACAGUAAGUUAAAUACGAUUUUAAAAUAUGUACAUGAAUAAUUCUAUAUAUAAAAUGAGGAUGACUUCACGUUUUCUCUGUAAUCUAUGCUGCCCUUGUUCAUCAUGUAAUAAGCCUUCUUUUGAUUUUACAAAAUCCUGAUCACCCUAUGAUAUCAACUAUACCUAUAGUAUUUUACACAGUCACCUGGAUUGUGGAUAGUUUGUAUAGAUCUUAUGUACAUGUAUACAUGUACCCCCUCCCCGCUUUCUAGAAAGAAAUUAUUUUUAUACAGAACCAAUAAAUUAUCCAAAAUAUGUUAUUUCCCCAUCUAUCACCCUCACAAGUCGUUAUGAAUAGUUAGUUUCAACCUGUAAGCUUUAGAAAUGAUCACUUGUGAGAUACUAAUAGGGUAUAUACCAGUAAGCUUUAGAGAUGACCACUUGUGAGAUACUAAUAGGGUAUAUACCUGUAAGCUUUAGAGAUGACCACUUGUGAGAUACUAAUAGGGUAUAUACCUGUAAGCUUUAGAGAUGACCACUUGUGAGAUACUAAUAGGGUAUAUGUAAAGGUGUGCAACAAAUUAUAUAAACAAACAGGGGGCUGGCUACCUGCUUCCAGACCGAUCCACGGGGUAUAAAACAACUUUAUCGACGGAAUUUCUGCGACUAUCUCGUCAGGCUAAUGUAGUUCUACUUAAUGUUUUUCGUCUUAAUUCCAUGGCAUCCGUUUUAUUUGUCGUAUUCUGCCAUUUACUUCAUCGUACCGGAGCUUUUACGUCCAUUGACAGCCUUAAGGAGGUUGUGACAUCACUUUGCGUUUUUCGUUGUAGUCAAUCUCAAAACACCAACACACUAACCAGUGAUUCCUGAUACUUACAUGUAUGUUUGAAAUAAAUAUGAAAUCGAAAUAACAAAUAUACUGCCUAAUAGAAACUUUCGCGAAUAAACGCGUAACUUUCGCGAAUAAACGCGUAACUUUCGCGUUAUAACGCGAAACUUUCGCGAAUAAACGCGUAACUUUCGCGUUAUAACGCAAAACUUUCGCGAAUUAACGUGUAACUUUCGCGUUAUAACGCGUAAAUUUUGCUUAUAAACGCCAACGUUGGUGUAAACCCCAAUUUACCGAUUAAAUGCCUCACUAUUAUGGAGGUAGCAUGAUAUAAUUUGUUCAUUGCAAUGAAGAAUAAUGAAAGACUUGUCCAGCUGUACUUUGAACUUGAACUAUCAUAUGCUGAAAUUUUAAACUUUCUUGCAAUUGUGCAUCAAGUCAUUAUUAGUAACUCGACAUUGAAAAGAACGCUGAAAAGAUUACGACUAACGAGAAGAAAAAAAUAUUCUGAUGUCUGCGAUGUUGCUUUGUUUAUUUUGAAUGAACUGCAGAAUUCGGGACAGCUUCAUGGCUACAAAUGGAUGCACAACAAGUGUAAACUCUCUUGAUUAACAGUUUCUCGAGACACAGUGUAUCAUCUCAUGAAAAUUUUAGACCCAGAUGGGAUAUUGAAACGGAAGAGAAGAAGACUACAUAGACGGCAAUAUGUCAGCAAUGGUCCUGAUAACGUAUGGCAUAUUGACUCAUAUGAUAAAAUGAAGCCAUACGGAAUAGCUAUAAAUGGAUGUAUUGAUGGAUUUUCAAGAAAUGUGAUUUGGUUGGAGGCCAACUCAACCAACAGCGAUCCAAAAGUUAUAGCUGAUUACUAUAUAAAAGCCGUGCAACGCCGGAGGGGAUGUCCCCUAAGGAUAAGGGCUGACAUGGGGACGGAAAAUGUUUACAUCGAGCAAAUGCAGAAGUUUCUAAGACACAAUCAUAUCGACGCUCAGUCUGGUGAAAAAAGUUUUAUAUAUGGGAAAAGCACGCACAAUCAAAGAAUAGAAUGGUUUUGGGGAAUUCUAAGAAAGGAAGUUGGGCAGUUCUGGAUGGCUUUAUUCGCAGAUAUGGCCAAUUGCAUUGGAGAAACUACCUUCUGCGGAACUUUCUUGGACAAAAAUUUAGUACAGUUCUGUUUUAUGGAUAUCAUUCAGGUAAGUAUUUAAGGAACCACAAAUAUUUUUAUGAUCAAUAUGCAGAUUGUUUGAAUAUUGAAAUUCCAAGUACGCGAGCGGCUUUAGCUAUCGAGCAAUAAUAUGUACUUUGAAGGAACAAAACUUGUCCGUAUGUCUUUCUCUCUAUUUCUUUCUUUCUUCUAAGGAUUUUUCAAUUAGAAUAGCUGUAACCCGAUGUAAAUAGUAUGAACAUUAAACACAUAUUCUACCUUAAUUUUCAUUUUUAUAGAAAGAUUUGGAUAACUUGGUGGAAAUCUGGAACACUCAUACUAUCUCUGGUGGAAAAGACAUGCAUGGUGGGAACAGACCAAUUAUGCUCUACUCGCUUCCAGAACUAUAUAACAAACAACAGUGCCUUUGUUACGCAGAUGAAACAGAAAUCACUACCUGCUCGGAAGAAACUACGCCAAAAGCUGAGUUUUCUUGUGACGAGACUGUUCGAGAUCUACGCCUAUUGCUUAUGGAGGAAGAUAGAUAUGAAUCUCCGAGAGAUUCCGAGGAAGCAAAAAAGCUAUACAUUCAUCUUAGGGGAAAAGUCUUUAAUAGAACUUAUUUCUGAUUUCAACAAUUUCUAUACAGGGUCAGGAUGCAAUGUCAUAAUGAAUAUGAUUACCAAAGUAAACCUGCGCAAUUUCACUACACAUCGAAGAAACAUUAAAUUAUGUGAUAUUAACGGUCGAGUAAAACACUGGUCUGUAGGGAAAAUGAAAUGAGGAGGUUUUAUAACAGUGGACUCUUUUUACGUGUAUUAUAUAUUUAGAUAAAAGGCCCAUGGGGUGUCACGGUCACCUGAGAGUCAUGACCUUUUCUUGAUAAGACCAACUUAGUUCGACCUGGAAAUGGAACUCUGAAUUUAGUGCCAUGCAUUUCACAAAUUGGUGAGGAUUCUAUCUUUAUUAUCAUAUUUGUGAAGCAAUCAUAUUUGUACUGCAACUCGGUAUAAAGUCUGCUUACUUGGCCUAAAUGUUCAUGAAUAUAACUAAAAUUUUCAAAGGUAUACUGUAUGAAACAUUGUCAAUGUAUGACCGACCAAGCUCUUACCUGGGGCCUGGAUGCUGAUCCGAGGGGGACAUGGAUUCAAAAUCUGGGUAAAGGGCUAGCUGCCUAUAAUAAUCAUACAAACAGUUUGACUGGGAGAUGUCCAGAGGAAAAGAAAAAUAUUUUCAAAGGUGUUCUACAAUUUCAAUAUAUGACCACCCUGUAGCCUGAAACUUGGACCCAGAAGCCAUGAAUUUUAUAAUUUUGGUAAAGGACUAAGUACUCAUUGUAUUCAUGCAAACUAUUUGUCUGCUAGAUAUCCAGGAGUACAGAAGGUUUUUAUGACCCUGUAAUCGGAGAUUCGAGGGCAUAUAGUUUUUGGUCUGUCCAUCUGUCUGUCUGUCUGUUUGCAAAAACUUUAACUUUAGUCAUAACUUUUGAAUGGAUGGUGAUAGGGCUUUCAUAUUUCAUAUAUGUAUUCCUUUUGACAAGACCUUUCGUUUGGUACCAUAAUUAUUUUGCUGCCAUACCGGAGGAUCGGUGUUUCACAAACACGUCUUGCUGUGGGGUUUUUUCCAAAAGUAUAAUGCAUUUUCAAUAUUUUAUCAACUUACUGCCACCCUUGGAUCUGAAUCCAGGGAUCAUAUACUUCACAGAUUUGGUAUUAUAACCAUGCGUACAUGAGCAUAAACCAUGAAAUUCACAAUUCGUGUUCCCCAGUACUCAGAGAUGCUAUCUAAAAAAAACUUCGUUGACAUUUAUUCAACCGUUCCAGAAAAGAAGCUGAUAAUGUUCAAAAGUUUACGAUUGAUGAACGGUGCACGACGUCAGAUGAAAACAGACAUGCAAUUUACUGAGAUGCUAAAUAUACCAAAUGAUAAAUAAUCACGAAUUUAAAAAAAAUGAUUUAAACAAUUAAAAUUCAUAAAAUUUACCGUCUUAUAUUAUUUCCUGACAAGUUCAACUUCCCCUUUUAUUUUAAUUUUUGUAAAGGGGGGGGGGUAAUUUUAGGAAAAAUCUGAACUGAAACUACAAACAUGAUAUUAACGCAUAUUAACAGGUAAAGGAAAAUCAGUCUUUAAAUAUGCCAUAAUUAUGAUUAUAAAAUAUUUGUGUAUACGAUAUCAUAAUCGUGAUUACAUGUAGCUGUAGACUGGUUAAUGGAUAUUCUAUCUUUUUAUUUAAAGAUUACCAACGUUAUUCAGUACACGUACAAUAUUACACUUGCCAUUCGUCAGUCAUAGGACAUUGUACACUUUCAUAGCACUAAAUCCAUAUCUGUUAAAUUGAUCUGGGGAUUUUUGUAAUAUGUCGAUUUUGUAAAAAAAAAAAAGAAAUUCUAAUUUACCGGAUCAAAGUAAAUAGAACAAAUUAAAAAUAACAACAAAACGCAACUGUCAGAAACAUGUCUACUAUCUAAAACUAUUAUGCAACACAAUAACUCUGUGGACAAAAAUUGAGAAUUUUUAAAUUCUGGUUGAAAAUCAAACCCGUGAAUAACUGUAUUUUGAAAGAAUGUUACGAAAAUAUAAUUGCAAUCAAUGACAGCUGGAUUAUUAAUGUAAAAGACGAAUUGUCAAGCAUUGGUUUAUAAUAUUUUUUGAAGAGUCGUGUGUGAGUCAACUUAGCGAAUUUAGAAUAUUGGAUAUAUCUAAUGCCGUCUCUUUUAAAUUCACCAAAGAGUGUUCUGUAUCAACAUUUAAUACAUAACUUUUGUUUACAAAAUCAUAUCUUAGAAGACCAAUCAACUUUUAAAAUGGGGGAAAAUUAUCAUUGAAUUCACAUUCUUUUACAAUUGAAAAAGUUCAACAUAACAGAACGAAGUUUUGUAAAUCAUGUGACCAUAAUGAUGUAGAAGAUGAGUUUCAUUUUAUCCUGCAAUGUCCAUUCUAUGUUGAUUUGAGAAAGAAAUAUAUCAAAGCUUGAAAUCAAUUAAGCUUCUUAAUGUGAAUAAUAAUAAAGAACUCAAUAACUUGGGAAAAUUUAUAGUACAAGCUGUGAAAACUAGAAUUGUCUUAACGGGACUAAUAACCCACCCCACCCCCCUCCCGCGGGGCUCAUCGAUAUUGGGGUAUAUUUGGAAAAAAUGGUAUAGCCGAAGACCAGAAAGACAUGAUUUAAUUAUUCAUGUUUCAUCUGAAUACAAGUUACAGAAUACACUAAAUCCCUUUGACCUUAAUAUUUAUCAAUAAUCGUGGUGUAAUAACAAUCUAAUUAAAAUUAGAUGUUAGAUCCGCUCACGAGUAUCUAACAUCUAAUUUUAAUUAGAUUGGGUGUAUUAAAGGAUGCAAAUUUUCUACAACAAAACAUCCAUGCUUUAGUCUCUUGGAAAAUGCCUAGACAAAAUCAUAUCAGUAGGGAGAUAGGCGGACAUUUUCUGUUUUAUUUCCUCAGAGAAAACGUCACUUAAAAAUGCAUAAAAUUCAAAAUCUUCGUUCAUUGUCCUAGUCACCUGUACCUUAUUUACAAAACUAUAUUUAUAUAGAAUGCUUCGCGUUAUAACGCGAAACUUUCGCGAAUAAACGCGAAACUUUCGCGUUACUUCCCGAAAGUUACACGUAAUAACGCGUAAUAAUUUUUUGAGCUACGGAAAUGAGCUUAAUGGGCUUUCGUAGAAAACAGUUGCAUGGUAAUGUAAAUACUUAGAAAAAGGAGGGGGAGGGGGGGGGAAUCCAUCAGGGUUGCAUUUCAUACACUCCUGUUUUUUUCAAAAAUAAAUUUAUUUCUCAUAUUUACUUUCAUUUUCUGUCAGAAUUCUCAGUCGUUAGAACAGACGUAAUAUAGUUAUCAUGUAGUUCUAUAGAGGUAAGCGAGACCAGCCCUUCACACCCUGUCUCCUGCAGUGCUACCUGGUAUGUACAUGUACAUUAUCAUGUUGGACAUAAGCCCCUAACAUGCAUCAGACUGAAGUGAGGUGGAUGUCGCCCCAACCAUCCCCAGUGGUGGCCCCACUAUUAGUUUACUUGUUUUAACUUCUACGACUUUUAGUACUGUACAUUGCACCCUGCUUUAGAAGCAGGUGGGGAAACAACCAGGUUUUAUAGCAGAAACAGUCAUCACAUACAUGUACCAUUACCAACUCCCCAGUUCGGCCAUAGACAUUGGAACAAUGUCCUCCACAAAAUCCUUGUAGGAUUAAAAAACAAGAGGCCCAUGGGCCACAUCGCUCACCUGAGUCACCUUGGCCCAUAUCUGAAGACUUUCCAUAUAUAUUUGCAUGUAAAACCUUAGUCCCUAUUAUGGCCCAAACUACCCUUUGCAAACUUGAAUCUACACUAUGUCAGAAAGCUUUCAUGUAAAUGUCAACUUCUUUGGCCCAAUGGUUCUUGAGAAGAAGAUUUCUAAAGAUUUUUCCUAUAUUUGUAUGUAAAACUUUGACCAUGUAAAUCUCAGCUUUUCUGGCUUAGUGGUUCUUGAAAAGAAGAUUUUUAAAGUUUUUCCCUUUAUAUUUGUGUGUAAAACUUUGACCCCCCUUGUGGCCCCAUCCUACCCCCGGGGCCAUGAUUUGAACAAACUUGAAUCUGCACUAUAUCAGAAAGUUUUCAUGUAAAAAUCAGCUUUUCUGGCUCAGUGGUUCUUGAGAAGAUUUUAAAGGUUUUUCCCUAUAUAUUUGUGUGUAAAACUUUGAUCCCCCCUUGGGGCCCCAUCUUAUCCCCGGGGGCCAUGAUUUGAACAAACUUGAAUCUGCACUAUGUCAGAAAGUUUUCAUGUAAAAAUCAGCUUUUCUGGCUCAGUGGUUCUUGAGAAGAAGAUUUUUAAAGAUUUUUCCCAUAUAUUUGUAUGUAAAACUUUGAUCCCCUAUUGUGGCCACAUCCAACCUCCGGAGCCCAUGAUUUGAACAAACUUGAAUCUGCAUUAUGUCAGGAAGCUUUCAUGUAAAUCUCAGCUUUUCUGGCUUAGUGGUUCUUGAGAAGAUUUUUAAAGUUUUUCCCUAUAUAUUUGUAUGUAAAACUUUGAUCCCCCCUUGUGGCCCCAUCCUACCACCGGGGGCCAUGAUUUGAACAAACUUAAAUUUGCAAUAUGUCAGGAAGCUUUCAGGUAAAUUUCAGCUCUUCUGGCCCAGUGGUUCUUGAGAAGAAGAUUUUUAAAUGAUCCCACCCUAUUUUUGCAUUUUUGUGAUUAUCUCCCCUUUGAAAGGGACAUGGCCCUUCAUUUGAACAAACUUGAAAGCCCUUCACCCAAGGAUGCUUUUGGUCAUGUUUGGUUGAAAUUGGCCCAGUGGUUCAUGAGAAGAAGAUGAAAAUGUGAAAAGUUUACAGACGGACAGACAGACAGACGGACGCCGGACAAAAUGUGAUCAGAAAAGCUCACCUGAACCGAAAAUACAAUAAAGAGUUACAUGGAUAAGAAUAAGUCUAUUGACCAAACCACAGUACUUGAACCGAGAGUUGCACAGAAAUUACAGUAAACACACAAUUGACAGCAGCAGUAAGCACGAAAUAUUAAAUUACUUGUGCGGCGGGUAAGAAACACCUUGACGUUUGAAAAAAUUAUUCCAAGGCCGCUUGAAUAUUGUUGAGAAAUAAUUGAUUUCCCAGGACCGACAGAUGAGUGCCAUCUGUUCGGAAUGUCCACUCAAUCUCAGUAGCCUUGAUGACAUGGUCGUGUCCAAUGUACAAACCUCUUACCUGGUAAGCCAUGGAUAUUUAUCAUGCACUUUUUCUUUUCUUUUUUGAUUUUGGGACCAGCAUCAAGAGGGGCAAAAUGCCAAUAUCUUCUAGGUACUGAAAACGUGUCAUAGGAGUGUCAUCCGCAUGAAACGAGGAAUAUAUUAGUAUAUGGGGGGGGGAGCUGUACAUAUGUCUUAAUUGGUAGUGUUGGACAGAAAUUGGUGUCCGGAAGUCUGAUAAUUUGACAAACUAGGGGGUUUGCCGGUUUGAUUGGUCUUGGAUCUAUGUAAAAAUACUGACACUUGACCUAGCUGGUUUUGAGAAACGUGUGCAAUCAUCAAUGACAAAACUUCACUGACCCAGAGCAAACUGUAAAAUGCCAAUGAAAAGUCUGGUGGAAAAAAGACACGAUUCAAAAAGGCGAGCGACAUACUGAUGUUAAAGCAUGACUGAUUUUAACAAAGAAUUGGUACGAUAUGGGAAGUCCGAUAUAUUUGUUGACGCCUACAGACCGCUUGACACCUUCUAGGGAUUACAAGAGAAAUUUGAUUGGUUGUUUAUUUACAUCAACCAGAAUUCGCUGUGAAUUUCCCCCCAAGACAUAGCAGGGUUGGAGGCCUUACGGAGUCGGAAUUGCUCGUCAUACUUCUGCCAAUUUUUUGAGCGAUUAGUGCAAGCCUAAUAUUUCGCUUGUACUUAAGCAUUUCUUGGGCCGUUAGUACGAUGCUCAUGUAAAUCAUGAAGGCUGAUGUCCACUUUUCUAUGCUCAAAAAGGAGUUAAGUUGGCGCUUGACUACGCAUAGCUUGCUAUUGACAAGUUGUAAAUCCCCGUGGGACUCAAAUUGCUCCAAUUCCGUAAUCGAUUUGAGUAGGGCAGACAGAUCAAUAAAUCCCCCUCCCAUAUUUUUUGCUAGAGUUUAAGCGGGACAUGACUGCCGAUAUAAUCACAUGCAGAUGUAAUUUGACAAGGUAAGGGUAAAUAGGCCGCUUGGCCCAACAAAAAAUUGCAAGACUCACCCGGGUUAUCCGGUGUAUUAUCAAGUGAGAAUCGAGGGACCUCUUCAGGGGGUUGUGGCUGUCCCUCUGCCGGGGCUUGUCGAUCCGUCCAAGGUGUGACCGUGCGAUUUGGACUUCAUUCCCGGAGUUGAGCUGUUGUCCGACGGUUACGACGUUUCAUUCCGACCCCCUGGCCGGGGAUCUCUAAGUCGCCGCUCGUUUUUUAGGUGGCAUUCCUAAUGCAGGAAAAAAUGUCAAGAAGCUAUGUGUAGGGAAUAAAUCCAAAAAGGGGUGAAAAAACUUCGGCCACGUGCUUGGUUUCCGCCUCAAAUACAAGAACAACGUUGCUGCUUCGGUUGGGAAAAGUGUAAAGAAUGGGUUCGAUCACAGGGAGUACCGAGUGUGAC
Messenger RNA from Ostrea edulis (European flat oyster), 27474 nucleotides. RefSeq names its product cholecystokinin receptor type A-like. Bases 9999 to 11219 code for a protein of 406 amino acids. Gene Ontology annotation, cellular component: membrane. The transcript has a single exon. The record is from RefSeq and is a predicted model, not a curated record. Gene Ontology annotation, biological process: neuropeptide signaling pathway. Gene Ontology annotation, molecular function: G protein-coupled peptide receptor activity. NCBI's taxonomy places the organism in Eukaryota, Metazoa, Mollusca, Bivalvia, Ostreida, Ostreidae.